CGCCUGCCGGGCCGGGACCCCGCGGGAGCCUCGCCGGAGCCGCCGCUCCAUCCCGGAAAGUAAGCCCUGGCGCCUGCUCGCCGCCUCCGGGAGGGAGCCCCCGUGCGCCCCGGCUGCAGGCGGGGUGCCCGGCCGGUGCCGAGCGCCCCUUCCCGGCAGCGGCAGCCCCGACGGCCCCGGGAUGCCGUCGAGCCCCGGUCGAGAGCGGCCACCGGAUCCCGGGGAGAGGUGCCGGGCACGGUGGGUUGGGUGUUUCCUUUCCGCGCUCACCUCCUUUUCCCUCGGUGACCCGCGCUUGAACCUGCACCGGUAGGCUGAGACGGACGGCUGCCCGCGGCUCCUUCCUCCGCGGCCGGGCAGAAAUACAAGCCGGGCUUUUCGAGGUGAACCAGGGAGCAGCGGAGGCUCCUCCGCCGAUGCGGCGGCACAGUGGCAGCUCUGCCCCGCGGGCCACCGGGCAGCCCCAGCGCAGUGGGACCGCCCGCCCCGUCCGGCCCCUGCACCGGCCCGGCUUCUCCCGGCUCUGCUCGCUCGCCUUUCCCGGCCGGCGACAGCAGCCCGCGGGCGAAGGAGCCCCGCAGCUUGCAGAGCGCACCGGCACCAGCCGGGGAGCGCCCCCGGGGAUCGGCGCCUCCGGGCAGCCGGGUGCUGGAGCGGGGCAUUUCUCUAACGAGCAUCGGCGAUAAAUCCGAAGAGGCGGCUGCCAGCGGGCCCCGCAGCCCGGUGUGCCAAGCCCGGUGCGGCGGGGAGCGAGCCCCGCGCUGCCGCCGCCGUGCCCGGCAGCACCUUUCUCCCCCCCCCCACCCCCCCCGGGCGGCUGUCUGCGGCGGGCGGGAUGCGCCCCGCAAAGCAAAUAGUUAAAGAUUUUGGGGGGAGGAGCCAGGCCGCAAUCCGCAAUUAAAGAUGAACUUUGGGUGAACUAAUUUAUCGGACCAAGGUAGGGUGGGCAGCAACCUGGGAAGGGUAUAAAAGGCGGCCCGCGGCGAGCACGGCCCGCGCACUCGGAGCUCCCGGGGGGUCGGGCUGGACUCGCUCCCCAGCCAUGGGCUUCUCCGCCCUGCUCGCCAGCGCCCUGUGCACCUUCCUGCUGCCCCUUCUACUUUUUCUGGCCGCCGUCAAGCUCUGGGACCUGUACUGUGUGAGCGGCCGCGACCCCAGCUGCCCGCUGCCGCUGCCCCCGGGCACCAUGGGGCUCCCCUUCUUCGGGGAGACGCUGCAGCUGGUGCUGCAGGUAAGGCGAGGCGGGGAGCGGGGAAGCGCCCCGGCUCCUCCUUUACCUGCAGGGGAGGGAGAUAAGCGGCGGCCUCUCCGGGCUCCCGUGCCUAGGUGGGAAAGAGCUGCUCUCCCUGCCCCUUCCUCUCCUUUUUUAGAUUUAUUUUAUUAUUCCUCCCCUUCCCCUGUCCAGAGGCGGAAAUUCCUGCAGAUGAAGCGCAGGAAAUACGGCUUCAUCUACAAGACUCACCUCUUCGGGCGGCCCACGGUGCGGGUGAUGGGCGCCGAGAACGUGCGGCACAUCCUGCUGGGCGAGCACCGGCUCGUCUCCGUGCAGUGGCCCGCCUCGGUGCGCACCAUCCUGGGCUCGGGCUGCCUUUCCAACCUCCACAACGGGCAGCACAAGCACCGCAAAAAGGUGAUCAUGCGGGCCUUCUCCCGGGACGCCCUGCAGCACUACGUGCCCGUCAUCCAGGAGGAGGUGAGCGCCUGCCUGACACAGUGGCUGGGCGCCGCCGGGCCCUGCCUGCUGGUGUACCCCGAGGUGAAGCGCCUCAUGUUUCGCAUCGCCAUGAGGAUCCUGCUGGGCUUCCAGCCCUGCCAGGCCAGCCCCGACAGUGAGCAGCAGCUGGUGGAGGCCUUCGAGGAGAUGAUCCGCAACCUGUUCUCCCUCCCCAUCGACGUGCCCUUCAGUGGGCUCUACCGGGGCUUGCGGGCACGCAACAUCAUCCACGCCAAGAUCGAGGAGAACAUCCGUGCCAAGAUGGCCCGCAAGGAGCCUGAGGGCGGCUACAAGGAUGCACUGCAGCUGCUGAUGGAGCACACGCAGGGCAACGGGGAGCAGCUCAACAUGCAGGAGCUGAAGGAGUCUGCCACAGAGCUGCUGUUUGGGGGCCAUGAAACCACUGCUAGUGCUGCCACGUCGCUGAUAGCCUUCCUGGGGCUCCACCAUGACGUCCUGCAGAAAGUGAGGAAAGAGCUGCAGGGCAAGGGGUUACUGUGCAGUCCCAGUCAAGAGAAGCAGCUGGACAUGGAGGUCUUGGAGCAGCUGAAGUACACGGGCUGUGUCAUCAAAGAGACCCUCAGGCUGAGCCCUCCUGUUCCUGGAGGAUUUCGAAUUGCACUCAAGACCCUUGAGCUAAAUGGUUACCAGAUCCCUAAAGGUUGGAAUGUUAUUUACAGUAUCUGUGAUACCCACGAUGUGGCAGAUCUCUUUACCAACAAGGAUGAAUUUAACCCGGAUCGCUUCAUGUCUCCAUCUCCAGAGGAUUCUUCUAGGUUCAGUUUCAUUCCUUUCGGUGGGGGCUUGAGGAGCUGCGUUGGCAAAGAGUUUGCAAAAGUCCUUCUAAAAAUAUUUACAGUGGAGUUGGCUCGGAGCUGUGACUGGCAGCUGCUGAAUGGACCUCCUACAAUGAAAACAGGCCCCAUAGUGUACCCUGUGGACAAUCUACCUACCAAAUUCAUAGGUUUCAGCGGCCAAAUCUGAGAGCCCGAUGCUUGCCUCCAGCUGGAUUUCUAUAUAGCAUCUAAUAUGUACAUAGUAACUUUUUAUAGUAACAAAGGCUUUUAAAUAUUUAAACUUGUAAAUGUACAAUAGUUAUUUAUGUCAUCUAAAUAUAUCAAAAGGCUAUGAUAUUUUUCCCCAAGCACUACAAUUAUGGGUCUCUCUCUGAUUCAUAAUUAGAUAAUGUUAUUUCUAUAGAAAUAAGUUUUCCCCUAUUUAAAAAUCUUAUUGAAAGCUGGCCAGCUAAGCAUUUGAAGACAUUUCACAAUGGUGUACAUAUUAAGAAAUGUUCUUAAAGGCAUUUGAAACAAUGGUAACUAGGUACUCAUCCAAAUUACCUAAAAUGGUUAUUGUCUGAGAAUGUUUUCAGGUUUUUUUGUGUCUAGAUCUUAUGUUUAAUGUGUGAAUUUUUGAGUUUGAUAAUAAAGUUUAUUUUUGAUGAUC
This is a messenger RNA of Phalacrocorax carbo (great cormorant), 3160 nucleotides long. NCBI's taxonomy places the organism in Eukaryota, Metazoa, Chordata, Aves, Suliformes, Phalacrocoracidae. The record is from RefSeq and is a predicted model, not a curated record.